AUGGCGGACUUUGGUUCUGAUUUUGACCUGUCUGGUCUGGGCGCCAGCGCCUCGGAUAAGGCGGACCUGCAGAGGAUGCUGGCGGUGGAGCAGCAGAAGGCUCAGUUUACGGCUCAGGUGCAUAACUUUAUGGAUGUCUGCUGGGAUAAAUGCAUGGACAAACCUAGCAACAAGAUGGACUCAAGAACCGAGAACUGCUUAGUAAACUGUGUGGACCGAUUUAUUGACACAACCCUGUCCAUCACCAAUCGCUUUGCCCAGAUUGUUCAGAAAGGGACACACUGA
Staurois parvus is the source of this 285-nucleotide messenger RNA. The record is from the annotation of a GenBank genome assembly. NCBI's taxonomy places the organism in Eukaryota, Metazoa, Chordata, Amphibia, Anura, Ranidae.